AUGGUCCAGGCAGAGCCUCGUCUCGGCGAUGUCGACGCAAAGAUCCAUCCGGCCAGCGCAGACCACAGUACCGCACGUGCAGGUGCACGCACGGAUACCCUCACCUGGUUUAGCCCGCCGGUCGAGACGGUUGCCCGGGGUGUGGCCGCUGAGCAGAGCCCAGCUACGUGGAGCCACAGGUGAGAGUUAGGUGCCAGCAAAUAGACGCUAGGCGUAGUCUCACCUGCAAGCAAGUGAGCGACCACUAUGACCAUCACGUGGACCCACUGCUGACACCCCUACACCCCCCCCCACACACACACACACACACACACACACACACACACACACACACACACACACACACACACACACACACACACGACAGUUCGACCGUCGAUUUCGACGAUGUCCACCGUGUGCCCCACAGCUGCAUCAGCGGUGGGAGCAGGGACGGUGACUUGCGCAGGGGUUUAUAGUGCGGGUAGACUUGCGCUGCAUCUACCUACACUCUCUCCUCCUCCCCCGCCUGGGCCCGGCGUCUAGACAGAGUCAAGAAGACCGGAGACGAGAGAGGCCGCAGGUGGAUGGCUCGGACGGAUCCUCACCUUGGCGUUCCACCACACCCCCUGGUCCACACGACAAUAACCAGGAUUUCAACCAACACCACAAGGAUUUGGAGGCUGACACGGCCGAAGCCGCACCUGGGCGUGCCGCCAACGCCUGGCUCGGAUCCCACACUGUGGUGGGAAUGCCAUAAAGGCCACAUUAAAAAGGAGCCAUUGCAGCCUGACUCUCAGACCGCCUCCAGUGAAGGAGGAGGUCCAAGGUACCCCGUCAGUUGGCAACCUUCCAAGCCACGGCUUUUAGCGCACCGUGAUAGCUUCAAGCGCGUCAGAUUGAUUAUAGUGAGGAAAAUGCGCUGAGUCGUCGACCUCACUCUCCCUUCCCAUUCCCACACCCCAGCCACUGUCCGAGCCGGUCAGUAGACUGGAGUGGGGAAUGGGCGCGGUGGUUGACAUGGUCGACUGACCAUGCCUGCGCGCGCCACAGCACGACCCGGCCCCCCAUACACACGAACACCAGGAUUUCACACAAAGGGGGAUGAACGGCGUGUCUCUCACUUGCGUGAGAGUGCCGUGGAAGGUGCUGUUGCAGCCCGUGCCCAGCCCACCAGUCCGCCACUCCACACAACACACACACACAACGUGACGAACUGCGUGGACCGAGUGUGGGCGUGUAGGGGUGUCAGCGGUGGGUCCACGUGAUGGUCGUAGUGGUCGCUCACUUGCUUGCAGGUGAGACUACGCCUAGCGUCCAUUUGCUGGCACCUAACUCUCACCUGUGGCUCCACGUAGCUGGGCUCUGCUCAGCGGUCACACCCCGGGCAACCGCCUCGACCGGCGGGCUAAACCAGGUGAGGGCGCUGUGCGCUUGUGCCGCGUGCACAGUGUACUGCGGGCUCCGCUGGACGUUUGGUCGGAUGAAACGUUGCGCCGGCGUCGUCGAGACGAGGCUCUGCCUGGUACGCCGUUGGACAGCUGCUGCCGGGAUGGGUCCCCGCAUCGCCUUCGCUGAGACGCGCCCACCUACGCCGACGGAGACCGCAGACCUCGGCAUAUGCGGUCGUUCUCCACUACAAACAUAAAGUUGUGGUCCCAUAGUGGGAUUCGGUCGCGCCAAACAGGCUUACAGGCAGCCCGAUUCGGGGGGCACUGCCUGUCCCCAUUACGGGGGAGGGCCCAGAAAAGGUGGCCUAAACAUUGCUGGGCACCACGCCGUCUCUAGGCUAGUCAGGGCCGCAGACGUCUAAACAUGGUCGAAACACUCAAAACCGAAGCAACAACAAUACCAAUAAUAACAACAACAACCAUACUCCUUCUCCUCAUCCUACCUCUUCUGCCUCUAUCUCCGUCUAUUCUUCUGCCUAUUCUUCUCCUUCGUCAUCUUCUUCUCCACCUCCUUCCCGUCACCCCACUUGUUUUCCCCAGACUGACAGGGUGAGCCCGCUCACUCUGGCAGCCUGGAAUGUUCGUUCCCUUUUAGACAAUCCGAGGAGCAACCGACCGGAACGGAGGACGGCGCUAGUGGCACCAGAACUGGCGCGCUACAAGGUGGACAUCGCCGCACUCAGCGAGACCCGAUUCUCCGAACAAGGCCAACUGGAGGAGGUGGGUGCCGGUUACACCUUCUUCUGGAGUGGUCGACCCAGGGCAGAGCGACGAGACGCGGGCGUCACCUUCGCUAUCCGGAUCGACAUCGUGGGACAACUGCCCUGUUCGCCGCAGGGAAUAAACGACCGCCUGAUGAGCCUCCGCCUGCCUCUCCGGCGAGGAGGCAAGUUCGCCACCAUCAUCAGCGCCUACGCUCCGCCGAUGACCUGUUCCGACGCCGUCAGAGACAAUUUCUACGAGGACCUGAACGCCCUCUUGGCGACUGUGUCGAAGGCGGACAAGUUGAUUGUCCUUGGUGACUUCAACGCCCGCGUCGGCACAGACCAUACUGCCUGGAGGGGAGUGCUGGAUCCUCACGGUCUCCGCGGUUCCAACGACAACGGCCUGCUUCUCCUGCGCACCUGCGCAGAACACCGCCUCAUCCUGACGAACACGUUCUUCUGUCUGCCGGAGCGAGAGAAGGCCACCUGAAGAAGGCAUCCUCGGUCGCGCCAGUGGCAUCUGCUGGACUAUGUCCUUUUUCGAAGCCCAGAUCAGCGGGACGUGCUGGUGACAAAGGCGAUCGCGGGUGCUGACGGGUGGACCGACCAUCGCCUCGUCAUCUCGAAGGUGCGUAUUCUCCUACAGCCUCGCAGGAGACCACAAGGUAAGCGAUCCCCAGGUAAGUUGAAUGUUGCUUUGUUGUCUUUGUCUGCUCACCAUCUUCAUUUCAGCAAUGAGCUAGCUCAACGGCUGGACAACCUUCCAAUCGCUGCCGCCGACGACGCCGUCGCUGCCGAGAACGCCUCCGUGGAGAACCGCUGGUGUCAACUGCGAGACACGGUCCAGUCGACGGCGCUCGCCGUCCUCGGUCGCGCUCCCCGCCAACACCAGGACUUGUUCGACGACAACGACGCUGCCAUCAGCAAUCUGCUUUCCGAGAAGAACCGCCUACACAAAGCCUACGUAGAUCAUCCCACUGAGGACAACAAAGCUGCCUUCUACCGCAGUCGCUGA
Molecule: messenger RNA, 3149 nt
Organism: Spirometra erinaceieuropaei
Lineage: Eukaryota; Metazoa; Platyhelminthes; Cestoda; Diphyllobothriidea; Diphyllobothriidae
Source: the annotation of a GenBank genome assembly